GUUUCUCCAUCCUCUGUUCUCCUCACACACAGAGACCAGGGAGCUGCGGAAUAGGCGUGUUUGCCGCUGCUGCUGCCGCUGCUGCUGCCGCUGCUGUUGCUGCUGCUACUACACCGGCUCAACAUCACGUUCAGUGAAAACAUCGCGGAGAAAGAAAAAAACUGCACAACAAGAGCAACCAAGAACAAGUUAUUUAACUGACCGUUUCUAUCCGAAGUGAUGGAGCACCAUUUCCUGAUGACACCGUGGUGAGACCGGUGCAGCCCUGUCACGCCCACAGCGCCCCCUUUCGGCCCGGACGGCCCACCAUGGUCCGGCGCCUAUGAAAGGGUACCAUGUCAGCCGUAGCAUGUCUCAGCAUUCCUCUGGUGGUGGCCCCUGCCAUUGCGCACCUGAGGACUGCGAUGGCCCGGGCAGAGAGUACUACCAGGGCCACAGUGAUGGCCACUAUUACCCUCCAGGAGGUCCAGCUGAGGCCCUGGCACUGGAAAGGCAUCAUUCCCACUCCCACUCCCACUCUCACUCCCACGGUCACUCUGGAGGCGGCACAUUCCCCCGUUCCCAGCACCCACCUCUGCAGUCAUUUGACUCUUGUGAAGAAUGCUUGUCUUCAGGCCAUGGAGGCAAGAUGCAUCGCAUUCCCCCAAACCUGAUAGACCAGUUUGAGAAGCAGGUGCCCUUUCAUCCUGAUGGCUUCCAUACCCUGCAGUACCAGCGCACCGCUAGUGGGGGCGCUGAGCCACGCAGUGAAAGCCCCUCCCGCAUCCGUCACCUGGUCAACUCCGUGCAGCGUCUCUUUGCCAAGUCCCAUUCCCUGGAAGCACCAUCCAAACGGGAAUACAAUGGCACAAGAGGAAGUGGUGAGAGAGACUAUCGUGGUGAGAGAGGAGGAGGAGGAGGAGGAGGAGGAGGAGGAGGAGGAGGCCACAGGAGUGGAGGGGAAGAUGGUGGAGGCCACUACUCGGGCCACCAGUCUCGCUCUACCAGGAGGAGCAAGUCUCGAGAGCGUAGCAAGAGUGGAGACUCAAGACACGAGUCGGGCAGACGCCACCGCAGCAGGACAGCGGGCUGGUGGAGCUCUGACGAUAACCUGGACAGCGAUAGCAGCUUCCUGGUUAGCGGAGGCAGACGAGGGUAUCCCAGUGGACACGAGAGCCUCGAUGCCGCCAUCCAGGAGCUUACCAUGAAGAAGCCCAAGGAGCGCGGCGGUGGUGGACCGGGGCCAGGGGAGUGCGUGGCGUGCACCACAAUGGCUUUGGCCGGGACUGAAGGAGGGGGACACCAUGGGCACCAUGGGCACUCUCUGAAGAGGAGCACAUGGUCAGCCAUGACAGUGAGUCAAGCAAGGGAGGUGUACCCUUCCGCCAGGGGAGGAGCCUACAACAAAGCCCUUGUACCCAUGGAGAGCAAGCUGAAGGAGAGGAGUUUCCACUACCUGCAGUGUUUCUCCAGCUGUCAGAGUUUCGCUCUCCCUGUCCCUUCAGAUGACUGGGCAGGUGGAUAUGGCAGUGGCGGAGGAGCCGAUACCGGAGGGGAGAUCCCUUGUCGUCGCAUGCGGAGCGGCAGCUACAUCAAGGCCAUGGGCGAUGAUGACAGUGUCGACUCAGACACCAGCCCCAAAGCUUCGCCCAAGUCCACCCUGAUUGCUCAGAGGGAGGCGUUUAGACGAUCUAUCAGCAUGGAUCAAAGGUACUCGUGUAAACAAUGCACUGAUUCCUACCCCAACAGCCGAACCACGCCGAAAACCCACACCCGCUCCCGGAGUUACACGCGCUCGCUGACCAGCUCGCAGCUGGGAGACACUUUGAACCGUCAGUUUGAGGCCGUGUGUGAGACCAUGUUCGGGGAGGUGGAGUCUCAGGCCGUGGAGGCACUGGAUCUUCCGGGUGUGUUCCGCACUCGCAGCCACAGCUACGUCCGUGCCAUCCAGGCCGGCUGUUCCCAGGACGAUGACUGCCUUUCUGUCUUCUCCAUGUCAGGCCCCCAGGGAAGCAUGAAGGGCGGGGCUGUCUUUCCUUAUCGCAAAGGUGCUCCUCCUCCACUUCCACCUCGCAUGUCCAAGUCUUCACUCUCAGUGCGGGCCCAGAGCAGCACUGAGUCCACGCAGGAUGCCUACUUCCAGAGCAGUGGACAGUUGGUCUCAAGCUCUGGUCGCCCAAAGCAGCACAGCAACUCUGUGGACAUGGGCAUCUCCGACGGACCGCCAGGUCGCUCCUCCAGGGGGGGCUACUACACCGCCACGGGCCCUGCGCGUUCCAGGCAGCACAGUAACUCGGCGGAGAGCUUAGAUGGUGUCAGGGGUUCACGGGAGCUGGUUCCCUACGGAGGGGGCCCAGGAGUUGGAGUGAGAGCCAAACACAGCAGCUCAGCUGACAGUCUUCUGGAGGGUCCACCCAGGCCGGUCAGGGAGCGGGAAAGCAGGAUUGGAGGCAGCCUGGGCAAAUCCGCCUCUCUGCCUCAGAACAGCUUAGUUCUGAGCAAAGCUGUUGGGCAGGACGAUGGUCGCGGUGUGAGAAAGUGGAGUCCAUCUAUAGCUGUGCAGGUGGACAGCUCAGGAACCCUGUCAGAUUCAGAAGGAGAAAGCAAAGCUCUUACACAGGUCCACUCCAUAGGGGUCCAAGUGGAGGAAGAUAAAAGGCGGGCUCGUUUCAAGCGCUCCAACAGCGUGACGGCAAGCGUGCAAGCCGACCUGGACCCUGAGGGCUUCCCAGGGCUCAGCAUCGCCGUGCCAACACAGGACAAGAGUCUUCAGUUUGGCUGUUCCUUCCAAAGGCACUCGUCAGAGCCCGAGUCUGCCAGCCAGUACACCGAGUGCCACCGUACAGUGCACACACAGGGACAGUGGGCGCACAGAGAGGACUACAUCCAGGCUGGCUACACCAGUGAGGUCUGCCCAGCAGAUCCACGGCCGCACCAACACCCACACCCGCACCCACACCCACACUUGCCCCCACGUUCCCACUCCCCUCUGCCCAUCACAUCUGAGCGAGCCUGGGCAGGUACGCCGUCCCUGGAAGGCCCCCGCAGCCUCCCCGACUCAGGCAGAGCCUCGCCUUGCAUGAGAGAUGGAGAGUUCUUCUUACGACUCCUGCAGACAGAGGUGGAGAGGAUGGAGGGCUGGUGCCAGAACAUGGAGAGAGAGGCUGAGGAGAAGGAACUGCCAGAAGAAAUUCUUGAGCUAAUCCGAAAUGCAGUUGGCAGUGCCCAGAUGCUCAUGUCUCAGAAAGUCCAGCAGUUCUUCCGCCUCUGCCAACAAAGUGUGGACCCAUCGGCCUACCCUCAGCCCACCUCUCAGGACCUGGCGGGAUUCUGGGACCUGCUCCAGCUCAACAUAGAGGACGUCAGGGUCAAGUUUCAGGACCUCCAGAGGCUCAAGGACUCUGGUUGGAGACUCCCAAGUGAAAAGAAGGAGGACAAGAAGCUUCCUCCUCCAUUACCAAAGAAGCCAGCAGGUGGGGUGACUGGCAGUCUCCGGGCCGAUAGCACAGGGGAUGUGGGCACUGGUGGUGGGUCAGGGGGCCUGGUGGUUCCCCGUGUGGGUGGACACACUUUACCCAUCAGAGAGAAGUCCUUGGACCUCGUGGAGCGUCAGAGGACAGAAGCGAGGAGGAGGCUGCUGCAAACCAAGAGAACGGCUUCCUUCAGGCAGAACUCAGCUACGGAGAGCGCGGACAGCAUUGAGAUCUACAUCCCCGAAGCCCAGACUCGACUCUGAGCACAAGAGUGCGGUGUCUCCUUCUCCUCUUCUCUGCUCACCUUCACCCGUUUUAAGAUCCACCGCGGGUCCUUGCUGUUAUUCUGCUAGCCACGCCCUCAGCAUUUCCAUUACUUCACAUACGAGAACAGCAAACUGGCAAAAUGCCAUCAUGUUGCUCACUAAACAAGCAAUGACCGCCAUUUUAGUAUGUGUGAAAUUUGGAUAUUACUGACACAGAGGCCUAGACCUGAAUGGGUUGGUAGCAGACCUUUGUAACUGAGAAUUUCUUUCUUCUUUUGUUGAAGUUGGCCACAAACAGUCCAUCUUUUAUAGCACUUGGCAGUAGAGAUUCACACAGUAGUAGCAUGCCUGUGCGUGUUCACCUUACACUUUUCCAUCACUGAAACUAAAGGGCUCAACAGGCACAGAUCCUCCACAGAUCUAUGGAUCACUGAUGAAUUAGAAUCAGCUCCAUGUUAUGUUUUUCGGAGUUUCUGUCACAACAAGAUGACUCCCCACUCAUCGCACAUGUAUGGAUGAAUGGCCGUGAGAGUCGGAUGGUUCAUAACCCCCAAAGAACAUCCCACAAACGUAGUGAGUUUACCACGCAAAGGCUCCCCCCACCCUCAUUCAAAGGAUUUUAAAAUCAUGUAUCUCCGUCAUCGGUCCUCACAUCCCAUGUAUCCCCUGACCGUCCUUAGCAUUCAGCAGUGAGGCUGUUUGAAUGUGCAAGUGCUAUUUGUACAUAGUGUGCACACUCAUGUUUGCCAAAACGAGCUUUUGCAGUAUAGCGUCACAGCCUUCACAGCUCGAGAGCCUCACAGGCAGAAGCAAACGGAGGAGAAAUAAAUAGCUGUUUUCUCUUUAAGUAGUCUUUCUGAAGUUUCAGGGUGGGGUUGUUGGGUAUUUUUACGGGAAUAUAUUUUGGAGCCUUUUCAGGACUGUUUGCUGACGCGGCCCCUAUUUCACUGUGAGACUAUAGCACCACCUAGUGGUCAAAUGAGGACCCAAACCUACAAGGGGGAUUUUGUAGAGAAUUGUUUCCACCUCAGCCAGAAAAUGAACACGAUGCCCUGAUGAAACAGCCAUGAAAGAAGUUUCUACGUCACUUUGUUUGCCUUUGUUGUUUUCAUUCUGUAAAAGGCGGUAGGUCACAAAUUCAGAAAGAAGAGAGCCGCCAAAGUCUAGUUGUGUGAGUGGAAGUACAAACCUCUCAGUUACACACACACACACACACUCACUCACACACACACACACACUGCUGACAAGAAAAGGAACAGAGGUUCUCUGAUCAGGAAAUAACAAAAAGGAGUCAUUUUGUACGUGUCUCCAUCCCUAUCUUUUCCAAAGAAUCACCCCAGAGAGUAAAACAGUAAAAGUCGUGAAGUUAUAGAAAUGACGCAGCGCGUAUUGUUGAGAUUAAGUCACACAUGUAGAUCAGUGGUGAUUGCACUAUGUCUUCUUUCAUCUUUAUUUAAGACUUCCUGAAUCAUAACACCCGAUGUUUCCACUGACAUGUAGCAUGAUUUCAAAAGCUGUGAAGGGGUCUUAUUUACAAAUGUAUGUCGGAACACAUCUUUAUUAUUAUUAUUAUUUUAUUGAAGUAUUUUGUAUGGAUGUUGUGUACAGGCCUGUGUGAAUGUGACGGGCUGUGUGUAAUACGGGAUUUGUGAUGAAGCCCAAAUGAAUACUAAAAAGUCCAAAUCAGCUAUUUUAAAGACGAAAAAAAAAGGGGGCGGGGGAACCCCUUAAAUUAUAAGAAUCUUUUAGCAUGAACCUGUGUAUUUCUUUUCUAAAAUUUGAAUGGAAUGUGUUGGCAAAAUGGGAUAUUUUAAUGGGAGAUGUAUAUUUUAUAAUAUAAUCUACAUUUCUAGGUUAGUAGAGACUAUUGAGUACAGUAUAUGUACAAAAAAAAAGCAUAUAUCAAAUGUGAAAUACUACAGUAUUAUUAUGAUAGAUUAUAGCAUUGUGUGAAACUUCAGCUGUGUGGCAUAUCCAGACUCAGUGUACGUGGAAAAACAAUUUCAAAUGGUUAUCCUUAACUUUGUGAGUGCUGAGUCAGGUUCACAGGGUAAAACUGGCAAAGAGUGUAAUUUGCCAAGUAUGAUCCUCCUUAGAUCUACUGUUAAUCUUUGUGUGGUUCUAACAACAUAUAUACUGCUGUAUCCCCUCCCUGUAUAAUUCCUCUUUAGAGCCAACAACACGUGCCUAACCAGCUAUUGUGGAGGUUUCCUUUUAACACAGUUUACACACACACACACACGAGAGAGUGAGAGAGAGAGCGAUGUACAUAGGAAAUGAAGAUCUG
Molecule: messenger RNA, 6005 nt
Organism: Solea solea (common sole)
Lineage: Eukaryota; Metazoa; Chordata; Actinopteri; Pleuronectiformes; Soleidae
Gene: dlgap3
Product: discs, large (Drosophila) homolog-associated protein 3
Exons: 14
Coding region: 323-3715 (1130 amino acids)
Biological process (GO): signaling
Cellular component (GO): glutamatergic synapse; postsynaptic specialization
Molecular function (GO): molecular adaptor activity
Source: RefSeq, a predicted model, not a curated record